AUGGCUCUGACUAGGGGGGGGCUGAAGCCGGUGCCCCUCCCCCACCCCCCACGGGCUGACAGCCCGUCCGCACUCACCUGGGUCCAGGCGCCUCGGGCCGGCCGCUCCCGUUGCUGCCUCUCAUCAGGCAGCUUUCGCGGUGUCCUGGGGGGUGUCCACCACGGACGAGACUCUCCUGGGCCCACCUAUGCACGCAGGAGGGAGGGCAGCAGGCAGGGGCCUAGGCAGGGCACCGAGGCCGAGGUCCUUGUGCCUGCUGACCCAGCAGUGCCUUGGAUGGCGGCCCCGGGGCAAAUCCGGCCGAGCUGUGCAGCGCGGCAGGCCCCCACCCCCUGGGCCCUGCCUCCACCUGGCAGGGCUGGCGCCCUGCGGUCUCCCCAUGUUCUCCACACCCUCAAGGGCCCGGCGUGGGGCCGAGAUGGGCAGGCUCUGCAGCCCAGGGUCCCAGCCCAGGCGUCCCCCUGUCUGUGUGACCUGGGGCACGUUCCCUCACUCUCUGGGCCCAUCUCCUCGUCUGUCCACAUGGGCAGUAACGCGGAGAAGGCUCCAGAAUGGUCCCUGCAUGCAGCAGGCAUGAAGUCAGCCUUCCAGCCCCGAGAGCAGCACCUGGGCAGCAAGCGGGCUCCGGGGAGCCAGGCCCUUAACAAACUCGGAGCCCAGGUCCAGCCUUCCACCAGAGGCUCAAGCCUGGGUGUGGCCCGCACUCUGACGUGGGCCUGCGUGGGGCUCCUCGUGCCUCAGUUCCCUGCCGAGCCUGCUUCUCUCUCCAGCAGUGAACUCCAAGCCCCGCAGCCCAGGAGAACAGCACCUGCCGGCUGCAGCCUCCCCUGUUCCCCCCACCCGCCCCGCUCUCCGACCAUCGGCCUCCACUUGGCUCCCCCCAUCGGUGGCUUUGCUUCUGCCACUCUGCCAGGGACACUCUUCCCCGUCAGCACCACUCGGGUCUUGCACCCACGCUCGUUCCCCACCCACUACACCGGCUCAGGGUGCUGUCCGUCGACCUCUGUUCACAUUGCGGGCCACGGGCCUCCCCUGCAGCUGGCCGCCUCUGUGCGCUGCAAGGCUUCUCCCGUCAUGGAGCCCUCCUCACCCCAUACUGGCCCAGAGAGCAGCCCACCCACCGUGGAGCAGAGCCCCGCGGGGCUGCCCCAUAGCAUGAGGGUCACUUGUGUUCCUGCCUCUGUGCAGACGCUGGCCUCCACCACCGCCCCCACCCUCGCUUGCUGGGAGUUCACAGUCAGCCUCUGGGCCAGCCUCCCACCUCCUCGAGUGUCCUCCAUUCUUGGGGCCCAGAUGCCCAGAGCAGGCUCCUGCCCACCUCGGGGCCAGGUGCCCAGGCCCUCUCAUGUUGCCUUGGCCAGCCCAGAGCCCUCCCCGGACAUGGGACAUCAUUCUCGGACAUGGGACAUCGUUCCCGGCCAUGGGGCAUUGUAUGCUUUCAUCAGUGAGUACUUCCGUCUCUGUCUCCAGCAGAUGCGGCCUCUUUGGCCUGAAGUGCGGGGAGCCAGACGCAAGGGCAGCAGGGACGGCAGCGCAGGGGACCCCUGCAAACCCCGGACCACCCACGGCAGUCACCCACGCUGUCCCCGCCCCCCCGCCAGGGGAACCCAUGAAGCGCAGCGGCAGCUAGGUCCGGACGACAAGGAGGACAAGGCACUCAUUCUCCUCCCUUACCCAGGGUGUCAGGUGGGCACCGAGAGGGCGGGACCUAGCAGGUGCGAGCACGUGGGCGUGGGCCGGGCGGGACACUUGGGCGCGGGAGAGGGCGGGGCCGAGCAGGUGCUCAAGAACUUGGGGGGGCCCGCCACGCGGCCGCCCGCACCCCCGGCCGAGCCAGGCCCUUGGCCGCGGGUCAGCCUAGACCCGCGCGUCUCCAUCUACAGCGCGCGCCGCCCGCUGCUGGCGCGCACCCACGUCCAGGGCCGCGUCUACAACUUCCUCGAGCGCCCCACAGGCUGGAAGUGCUUCGUCUACCACUUUGCCGUCUUCCUCAUCGUCCUGGUCUGCCUCAUCUUCAGCGUGCUGUCCACCAUUGAGCAGUACGUCACUCUGGCCACGGGGAUCCUCUUCUGGAUGGAGAUCGUGCUGGUGGUCUUCUUUGGCACGGAGUACGUGGUGCGUCUCUGGUCGGCCGGCUGCCGCAGCAAGUACGUGGGCAUCUGGGGGCGUCUGCGCUUUGCCCGGAAGCCCAUUUCCAUCAUCGACCUCAUCGUGGUGGUGGCCUCCCUGGUGGUCCUCUGCGUGGGCUCCAAGGGACAGGUGUUCGCCACCUCAGCCAUCAGGGGCAUCCGCUUCCUGCAGAUCCUAAGGAUGCUGCAUGUGGACCGCCAGGGAGGUACCUGGAGGCUGCUCGGCUCUGUGGUCUUCAUCCACCGCCAGGAACUGAUCACCACCCUGUACAUCGGCUUCCUGGGUCUCAUCUUCUCCUCCUACUUUGUGUACCUGGCCGAGAAGGACGCCGUGAACGAGUCGGGCCGCGUCGAAUUCGGCAGCUAUGCGGACGCGCUGUGGUGGGGUGUGGUCACUGUCACCACCAUCGGCUACGGGGACAAGGUGCCCCAGACGUGGGUCGGCAAGACCGUCGCCUCCUGCUUCUCCGUCUUCGCCAUCUCCUUCUUCGCGCUCCCCGCGGGCAUCCUCGGCUCCGGGUUCGCCCUGAAGGUCCAGCAGAAGCAGCGGCAGAAACACUUCAACCGGCAGAUCCCGGCGGCCGCCUCACUCAUCCAGACCGCGUGGAGGUGCUACGCGGCUGAGAACCCCGGGUCCUCCACCUGGAAGAUCUACGUGCGCAAGCCCGCCCGCAGCCAUGCCCUGGUCUCCCCCAGCCCCAAGCCCAAGAAGUCCGUCAUGGUCAAGAAAAAGAAAUUCAAGCUGGACCGGGACAGUGGGGUGGGCCCUGGGGAGAAGAUGCUCACGGUCCCGCACAUCACCUGCGACCCAGCCGGGGAGGAUCGCAGGGCUGACGGCCUGUCCCUCGAUGGCUUCGACAGCACUGUGAAGAAGAGCCCCACGCUGCUGGACGUGAAUGCACCCCACUUCACGCGGACCAACAGCUUCACCGAGGACCUGGACCUGGAGGGGGAGACGCUGCUGGCACCCAUCACCCACGUCUCACAGCUCCGGCAGCACCAUCGGGUCACCAUCAAGGUCAUCCGACGCAUGCAGUACUUUGUGGCCAAGAAGAAAUUCCAGCAAGCGCGGAAGCCAUACGACGUGCGAGACGUCAUCGAGCAGUACUCACAGGGCCACCUCAACCUCAUGGUGCGCAUCAAAGAGCUGCAAAGAAGGCUGGACCAGUCCAUCGGGAAGCCCUCCCUGUUCAUAUCCGUCUCAGAAAAGAACAAAGACCGUGGCAACAACACAAUCGGCGCCCGCCUGAACCGGGUGGAAGACAAGGUGACGCAGCUGGACCAGAGACUGGUGCUCAUCACCGACCUGCUCCACCAGCUGCUCGCCCUCCACCCCGGCGGCACCCCCGGCGGCGGUGGGGGCCAAGCGGCCCAGCCCGGUGACAUCAGCUCCUUCAACCCUGAGCUCUUCCUGCCCAGCAACUUUCUGCCCACCUACGAACAGCUGACCGUGCCCCGAAGGGCCACCGACGAGGGGUCCUGAUGGGGCUCAGUGCGGCCAGCAGGCCUGUGAGGGGAACCGCGGAGGGGACCCCCCUCCACCCACCUCUCCCUCAGCAGGAGCACUCCCGGCCACCUCCUGGAAGGCCCAGGAGGACAGCCCCACUCUCCAGGGCCCUGGACACCUGGGGCUCGUGAAGCCACCUCUCCCAGCCAGCAGGUCCUCGACCUUGCUUGGGGGGUGGGGCGCCUAGCAGGUCUGAGCCCCAGUCCCUAUCCCUACAGUCUUGCACGGUGGCCAGUACAGGGUGGUGGGGGCCAGGCUGGGCUUCCCAGGGGCUGGGGGCACCUGCUGGGCCAUGUAUGGCUGAGAAGCAGUGCAGGCAAAAGCUCCAGGAGCUUUCUAAGGGAGGCAGAGGGGCAGCCUGGGUAGGGUCUGCAGGCUUGUCCCAGCCUCAAAUCCAGGUACCCAGGGAGGAGCAGGCAGGCCAGGCCCACGCCCAGCAAGGCAGCCCAGGAUGAAAGCGGCUGCCCUGAUCGGCGCCCUGGGCCUGGGCCUCAGCUCCCGGGCCUGGGCCUCAGCCCCCCGGGCCUGGGCCUCAGCUCCCGGGCCUGGGCCUCAGCUCCCGGGCCUCUCUUAAGAGAUGCUGACCUGGGGGCUGGGGAUGCUGCUGCCUGAGCCACAGCCUCCUGGGAGGGUCAGACCCCACCCCAUCUGCACGGCCACAUCACAGGGCUGGGUGCCAUGGAACAAGGUGGGCAGGGGGAGGCGGCCUCUCCCACCCAUUCCAGAGAGGAGAGGAGGCCCCCAAGCCCCACUCUACACACAGCCUCCCCUCCUACCCGGUGGGAGCAGCUGGACAGACAGACGGACGCCAGCUCACAGCACUGUCCCCUCCCUCAGCGCCUGCUGGGCUGAGGCAGGGCUGAAAGGGCGCCACGGCUCCCACCCGGGACAAGGACCCUUCUGGGCAUCACAGCUUACAGAAAUCAGAGCGAUCUUGCGGUGAUUUGGAACCUGAGUUUAAUGAGCCUCACGGUGUGGUUUUGAUUAAUUGCGCGGGCUUUUCCUAAUAAACAGGGAGAAUCACGGGUUUGUCUCAGCAACUUUGUUUGCCUGGGUUCCUGGGGGUCGACCACAUCUUGGAGACAACCUGCUUCAGCCCUUU
Messenger RNA from Trichechus manatus latirostris (Florida manatee), 4738 nucleotides. RefSeq names its product potassium voltage-gated channel subfamily Q member 1 (gene KCNQ1). NCBI's taxonomy places the organism in Eukaryota, Metazoa, Chordata, Mammalia, Sirenia, Trichechidae. Gene Ontology annotation, molecular function: voltage-gated potassium channel activity. The record is from RefSeq and is a predicted model, not a curated record. Bases 1 to 3612 code for a protein of 1203 amino acids. The transcript is spliced from 30 exons. Gene Ontology annotation, cellular component: membrane; voltage-gated potassium channel complex. Gene Ontology annotation, biological process: potassium ion transmembrane transport.